Aspergillus clavatus NRRL 1 is the source of this 1755-nucleotide messenger RNA. RefSeq names its product mitochondrial-processing protease subunit alpha. The transcript has 2 exons. Bases 1 to 1755 code for a protein of 584 amino acids. The record is from RefSeq and is a predicted model, not a curated record. Gene Ontology annotation, cellular component: mitochondrion. Lineage: Eukaryota; Fungi; Ascomycota; Eurotiomycetes; Eurotiales; Aspergillaceae. Gene Ontology annotation, molecular function: metal ion binding; metalloendopeptidase activity.
AUGCGUCGCUCCGUGUUACGGGCCGUCGAGUCCGCGAAGCCUCUGGCUCGUGUGCCUCGAUCGGUCUCAAGAGGCUACGCUUCUGCCACUGAGAUCAGUUCCAAGGACCCUGCGGAGCUCGACCAGAUCACCACACUGCCCAAUGGCAUCCGCGUCGCCACGGAAUCCUUGCCAGGACCCUUUGCGGGCGUUGGCGUCUACGUCGAUGCGGGCUCUCGGUACGAAGACGAGAGUUUACGGGGUGUUAGUCACAUCAUGGACCGAUUGGCCUUCAAGUCGACAAAGGCGCGCACAAGCGACGAGAUGCUGGAGACCCUCGAGAGUCUGGGCGGAAACAUUCAAUGCGCUUCGUCCCGCGAGUCGCUGAUGUACCAGUCCGCUAGUUUCAACUCGGCUGUGCCUGCGACCCUGGGCCUUCUGGCGGAGACGAUCCGCGACCCCUUGAUUACAGACGAGGAGGUGCUACAGCAGCUGGCGACGGCCGAAUAUGAGGUCAAUGAGAUUUGGGCCAAGCCUGAGCUUAUUUUGCCGGAACUGGUACACAUGGCGGCUUACAAGGACAACACGUUGGGAAAUCCUCUGCUUUGUCCGCGGGAGAGGCUAGAAGAGAUUAACAAGGCGGUCGUGGAGAGAUACCGGGAGGUCUUCUUCAAUCCCGAUCGGAUGGUUGUCGCCUUUGCUGGUGUGCCACACGCCGAGGCUGUCAGACUGACCGAGCAGUACUUUGGGGACAUGAAGGCGAGAGACAUCAGCAAGGGUCCCGUAUUAUCUGGUGCUGGUAUCGAGACAACGCUUUCGGACUCCAAGACGGCUGCUCAAGAGGGGCAGCUGCCCACAAUCCCUCAGUUCACUCCGUCGUCAACGGUUUCUACCACACCUACACCAACGAAAACCCAGUCUGUCCUCUCCAGACUUCCCUUCCUGAAGAACCUCUCUACUCCCACCCAGAAGCCCGGCUCCGUCGCACCGCUUGAUCCCUCGCUGGUGCAGCCGUCCUCGCUGGAUCUGACAAGGCCCUCUCACUACACUGGUGGAUUUCUCUCCCUCCCCCCAAUCCCCCCACCAGCAAACCCUAUGCUCCCUAGACUGAGCUAUGUUCAUCUCGCAUUCGAGGCUCUUCCCAUCUCUAGCCCUGAUAUCUACGCCCUCGCAACACUUCAGACGUUGCUUGGAGGUGGCGGGUCUUUCUCCGCCGGUGGGCCGGGCAAGGGUAUGUAUUCUCGCCUCUACACAAACGUGUUGAACCAGCACGGAUGGGUCGAAAGCUGUAUCGCUUUCAACCACAGCUACACAGAUAGCGGUAUCUUCGGCAUCUCUGCCUCGUGUAGCCCCACUCGCACCGCCGAGAUGCUUGAAGUCAUGUGCAGGGAAUUGCAAGCAUUGACCCUCGAUACGGGCUACAGUGCGCUGCAGCCACAGGAGGUCAACCGCGCCAAGAAUCAGCUUCGCUCCUCAUUGCUGAUGAACUUGGAAUCUCGCAUGGUGGAACUGGAAGAUCUUGGCCGCCAGGUCCAGGUGCACGGCCGCAAAGUCGGCGUCAAAGAGAUGUGUGACCGCAUCGAGGCUCUGACUGUGGAGGACCUGCGUCGUGUUGCCAGACACGUUUUCGGGGGCAACGUCCAAAACAAGGGCCAGGGCACUGGUAUACCCACUGUGGUGCUGCAGGAGGGCGAGCUGGAAGGGUUCAAACUCCGUCCCUUCCCUUGGGAGGAGAUCCAGGAGCGCAUUGCGCGGUGGAAGCUCGGAAGGAGAUGA